GCAACCCACCACAUGGGCAGUGACAGGAGCAGAGCAAUCAAAAACCGACCAGAAGACCUCAUGCAGGCAUGGAGGAAGAUCAAGCGGCCGACAUCAACCCAAUGACACCUGUAGACACAAUCAUACAAAGGAACAGCCAGUUGUGUACAAGUCAGGAAACUCCAUCCCCUUUGUUGCAUCUAAUCCCUUCUCAGAAAAUUCGUACACUCGGGACAAUUACAUGAAAGGGAACAAAACAUGCAAAACAGACAGGAUCGAGCAUUGUACGGUGACGGCGAAGGAUUUGAAGUCAGGAAUGAUCGUGGGGACGGAGACCAUGCUCCGGGGGAACGAGUCUUCAUGGAAGCUAGAGACACAGUGUGUUGAGAAACUGCUACAUCGGUUGAAGGACGAGAAGAACCUCAUAAUCGCAGAGGUUGUGCAUGAUGAUUGUGGCGCGGUUGACGUCAUAUUGCGGCGAAUGAACAUUGACUCACAAAAGUGGGUGUCCACGAGAAAAAAGGAUGAACUCGUUGAGAUGGUUAGGGGCGUGCUCUUCCCCGACGAAGCAGGGAAAGCGUUGCCAGAUGAUGUCGUCGAGAUCGACGCGUUGCAAACACUCCAUUGCAAUGCGGCGGAGGAGGCGAAGGAGUGGUUGUACGGCGCUUGCAGGCUGCGCGAACACGCAAAGGAUGACGAUGGCGAUGUGUUGGCCACGCAUGUGCAACACCUCGUCGAUCAUUGGGCCGGGGAUCACUCCUGUUGCGAUAAGGAGUUGUCCAACCUGUGCAAAGCGGCUGGGGGUCCGGACAGGGAUCCAUUGUACGAGGCGGGGGGGCGUGUUCAUUUCGCCAUUGCGAGCUUUUUUGGCAGCCCUCGGGUCGGAGAUUGGGCACGUAACAUGUUGCAGCAAUCGGACGUCGACGACCCAGUUAUUGAGCAUUAUGAUGAGGAAGUCGAUUCUGGACUCCCUGAUGCGGUGGAGGGUGUUGUGGCCAAAGGUGGUAAUGUUUUCGUUGAAGCGGGAAGCGAAAGUGCUUCAGAUGACGAAAAGGCAUCUUCCGACUCCGACACCGAUGGCGCCACUCACCGCCUCGACUUUGACGGCGCCGUUCUUUCGCAGGAGGUGUCCGUUGCGCAGAAGUGAUAGUGUCACGUACUACAUCGAUGUCCAUUGUCGUCGUCAUAAUCAUUAGAAUGUUAUGACCUCGAUUUGAACUGGUUGUGAGAACUGGUUGUGAGAACAGGUUGUGAGAACAGGUUGUGAGAACAGGUUGUGAGAACAGGUUGUAAUUUUGAACUGGUUGUGAUAAUUGGUUGUAAUUUUGAACUGGUUGUGAUAACUGGUUGUUCGAACUGGUUGUGAGAGUUGCUUUUCAUGUAUACUAAUUGUAUAUAUGUUUUAUAUACACUUUGUGAUAACCGAUCUAAAUAUAUAUAUAUAUAUAUAAAUACAUAUAUAUAAAUAUAUAUAUAUAAAAAAAAAAAAAUAUAUAUAUAUAUACAGAGAGAGAGAGAAAGAGAUAGACAGAUAUAUAUAUAUAUGUAUAUACAUAUAUAUAUAUAUGUAUAUACAUAUAUAUAUAUAUGUAUAUACAUAUAUAUAUAUGUAUAUAUAUAUAUAUAGAAAGAGAGAGAGAGAGAAAUAUCAUAUGUAGAUAUGUGCCCAUGUGGCAAAAUUGAUAAAUGCAAAACAAUACG
Molecule: messenger RNA, 1680 nt
Organism: Chara braunii
Lineage: Eukaryota; Viridiplantae; Streptophyta; Charophyceae; Charales; Characeae
Source: the annotation of a GenBank genome assembly